UAGCGGCGAGGAGACUGAAUUUGGGAAACGAGGUCCGCGGAGAAUCGCAAAUAAUUACAUUAUAAACUGAAAGUGCAUCGCGAACGCUUCCAAAAACCUGAAGAGAGAGAAAAGUGGCGUACUUUAUUUCGGGUUACGCUGAGUUAGGCGGCCUUUGUGAUUAAAAUGACCGGUAAUUUGCGUGGAAAGCGGCGGUUCUUGGCUCCUGGCAAAUCUACGAGCAAGUUGUUCCUGGGCGCCUUCUUGCUUCUUUGGGUACUAUGGAUAAUGUUCGGUUACCGGAGCAACCUGGUGAGGCGGGGUGAACGUGAAUACGGUGAAAUUGUUCAUUCCCACGCAAGGACAAUUCCGCCAAAAAUUGGUCCGGCGCGGGAAGUGACCACCCUGGUAUCUGUGAAAACAACUACUGGUACGUCUGUGUCAAAGAAACGCACAAGAUCAUCCAAGUUUCGUGAUAUUUGUUGGAAGCCGCAAUGCAUAGCUAUUGCGGAUAUAAUCAGCGAUGGCUUCGGAAAGUCCCGACCCUGCGAUAAUUUUUUUGACUUCGUCUGCGGACAGCGAGCAGAAAACAACGAAGUGCCACCUUCGAGCAUCAAAGACUCUGCAGCCGAAUCCCUCCUACGAAUUCUGGAGAACCCUAAGGCGAAAGGAAAAAGCAACUCCACUGCUGUGGGGAAAUUUACUGCCGCCUACAUGUCGUGCAUAAAUAAAGGCAACAAAAGCCUGCAGCUCCAAGUGUCAAUACAAAAAAUAUUCCACGAGCUGGGUUUUGACGACUGGUCCUCAUCAAGCAAACAGCCCACUAACGAAAAUAACGACACCAUCGGCAAUAUUUGGGGCAAAAUUGGCUUGCACCCUUUCUUCGACUACAACGUUGAAGUGGAACCCAAGAAGCCAAGCAGCAAACGGACCAUCACAAUUACGAAGAGGACCGAUUUCUUUCUUCUCCAUAGCGCUCCAAGCCUAAUGAAGUCGCAUUCGCCAUCGCAAAAGUCCAAUGGCUCUUCCGGAUCGCUUGCGAGGCCUGAAAAUAUCGCCGCAGAGCAGUACAGUCUCUGUAAAAAACAAGUUGCUGAAAUUAUUAGACUAACCAACGCCAACGUAACGCAGAAAGAAAGCAUGGAAACGGCGGAUGAAAUUCUGACUUUUGAAGGGGCGCUUGCUAAGCUCUCUAAGGACGCAACUGUGAAAAGAAUUGAAAUAAACAUGACCUCAGAGAACGGGACAGCUUCCUCAGCUAACUUUUCAUUGCGAACAAUGCUUGAAAAGGAACUACGCGACAUCAACGCAACCUUAAAGGACAAUAUUCGUGUUAUAUUGGAAUAUCCUGCCUACUAUGCAGGCUUGAUAAAAUUUGUAAGCACUGUUAACAGCACGAAGGCCAUCAAGAAUUACAUUGCAUGGACUUACAUAAGAGCAUUGGCUGGGUUUGAAGGAACUCCCCUGCACGACAUCUAUUUGACCUCUAGUUUCAACACGACAAACCUGACACGUUCAUCUGCGAAGAAUGACGUCAGAACACCUUGCCUUAUGCAGCUGCUGAAGCCAGAAACGAUGCUCAAUGCAGGAGCGAGCCUGUAUAUUAAGUAUAAUUUCGACAAAUAUGACCGGAACGACGUGCAGAAGAUGAUGCAAUUUAUCAAAGAAUCAUUCAAAAUGAUCAUCCUAAAAAACAAGUGGAUGACAGAGUGGACAAAGAACAAAGCCGCCGAGCGACUGGCGAAAAUGGAAACAGUGAUUGGCUAUCCUGACUGGAUGCUGGACGACACUGUUGUGGACGAGCUUUAUAGAUUUAUUCCCCUCUUGAAUGAAAAUACUUCGUUUGCUGAGCACAUAUUUUGGAUACAAGCUAACACUCGGCACCAAGAGAUUCUAAAGUUGAGCGAAGACUAUAAGCAAAAAGAGUUUUCGGCUGUCUCCCUGUUUUCUCAUCCGUACUACAUCGAACGAAGCGACACGCUUGUUCUGCCGGCGGCGGCGAUCGCGCCACGCUACAGGAGACCGCCGGUGCCAAGGGCAUUGAACUUUGGCACUGUUGGAGCACUGGCCUCGAUGCUGAUGGCUAAUGCAAUUGAUCGGUUUGACACAAUCUGGAUUGACGACGGUAAAGGACUCGGCGGAAAAGCAGUCACGAAAGAAUUUUGGGACGAGGAGUCAAAGGAAAUUUUCUGUAAUUAUUCCAGUUGCCUAAAGAAUAAACAAUGCACGGACGUUAAGAAUCAGUUCAAAAGCUACGGCGAGGCACACUUCACGGACUACAUUGGCCUGCGGGCUUCCUAUAUGGCAUUGAAGAAUAGUGUUAACAAUUACACUAGGCCAUACCUCCUUCGUGGGGCAGACUUCAACACAGAAGACAAGAUAUUUUUUCUGGCUUUCGGCAAUCUUUUCUGCCCAUUCAGCAUAACGAAGCCCCCUCUCACCGGAAGAUCUGAUGAAUCGGUAAUGUCUCAACUCAAAGAAACAUACCGGGGAAGACUAAACGGCGCCGUGAAAGGAUACUACGGCUUCCAGGAGGCUUAUAAAUGUAAUGCAACUGCCGACGCGUGCAAACUCUUGCCAGUAAACUCCGGCAGCUCGAAGAAAGGAUAGCUUUAUUUGAUAUACUACAUGUAACUGGAGAAUUCAUUGUGCAUGACACAGCCAUCCCUGUCUCUACCGCAACUUCUAGUAAUACCACAACUACUACACACCAUACGCACGAAGUAGGAAGGACAUAAUUGUAUAUACUAAUUUAAUAAAAUGCUCAGUGCCAGAGCUCACGCCGGCUGUUGCAGCUACAGCUUGUGUUUCUGUAUAACGUAUAAGAAGUAAGAGUAAUUCUCGUCGAGAAGGUUAUCAAAAUUUGAAUGCCCUGAUCUUUUUGGUUGAGAGAGACAGACAGAGAGAAUAAACGUAUCGCUUUUAGACAGACCAAGUAAACGUCUAUAGCUCCGGAGAGGCGUCCGUAUUCCAGGAUGCUAUGAGCACCGACUACGUCCUAGGCCAUAGCGCAUUGACAAUGUUUUGACAAAAGAUCUGGAAGGAAUGGUAAUGAAGAUUUUUGCUGUGUGGAUGAUUAUUUGAUUGUGUUAAAAAAGGAGAAUUUCACACACCACCUGAUCGAUAUUGUGAAAUGCUUCAAAGACAAAGGACAAGGCAUGACUUUUACGUGUGAAGGUCCUGUGGAAGGGGUUAUUCAGUUUCUGGAUCUGUCUCUGAUGUUUAAUGAGGACCACGCUUGCUGGGAGUUUUCCCCCAGGUCCAGGAAGCCCUCGCUCUGCUAUUCCUCCAGUCAUUUAAAAUUGUAAAAUCUGGCAUCGCUGCUAACACCAUUUUUUCUGCCUUAACAAAGUCUUGUGUUCACAAAAUGUCCUCCACCCUUCUAUCUCAAGUUCAACGUCUGGAGCAUGCAGCCUUCCCCCUGAUGCCAUUGUUUGCGCAUCAUUAAAAGUUUUGAAUAAAGUAAAAAAAGUUCAAGCACAACGUCGCAUUGCAAAAUCGGGAAAGGGCAAGAGGCUGGCGGUGAUUCCGUAUAUUCGUGGUAUUUCUCACCGUAAAAAAAAAACUGCCAACAAGUUGAACGUUGAUGUUCACUUUUUCGCCAAAAAUAAGCUCAACAGCUUGUGUGCCAGAAUACAUAAGUUGUCCACGAGUGUGAAUAUGUCGUCUAGGGGAACGUGCGCAGUCAAGCACCGCAUACCGUUUGUCCCUUGCAAAAACAAUCUUGUUUAUUCUAUUCCGUUUUUAUGCGGUAAGGUUUAUGUGGGGCAAACGGGGUGCUGCCUCAACAUUCGCCUGCAUGAGCACCAUAGCUCUUUAAAGAGUGCGCCGUUCUUCCAUUUGUCUGCCCACUGUGCCGCAUGUGGUUGCACCCCAGAAUUCUGCUGCACGACCAGCAUUUUUAGACACACGGAUUCUCGCAUAAGAGAGAUAGCUGAAGUCUUCGCUAUCUGCAAAAACGGUGACACGUGUGUCAGCGCACCGUCGAUUUCGUUACGUGAUCGCGAGUUGACGUACUUGGAAAAGACAUAAUGAUGCCACAAGUGUAGUCCUUUGUCAUGUGCAUAGGUUCCGUGCGCAUUUUCUUUGUUCCGUCUUCUUAUCUCUUUCUAUGUUUCGCUUGAAUAAAGCAUUCAGUUGUCAGUUGAGCGCUUGUGUUG
Rhipicephalus sanguineus (brown dog tick) is the source of this 4139-nucleotide messenger RNA. RefSeq names its product neprilysin-2. The coding region runs from base 166 to 2589 and encodes 807 amino acids. The transcript is spliced from 22 exons. NCBI's taxonomy places the organism in Eukaryota, Metazoa, Arthropoda, Arachnida, Ixodida, Ixodidae. Gene Ontology annotation, biological process: protein processing. Gene Ontology annotation, cellular component: plasma membrane. Gene Ontology annotation, molecular function: metalloendopeptidase activity. The record is from RefSeq and is a predicted model, not a curated record.